UUGUUAUAAUUGUUAAUUAUUAAUUGAUCAUUAAAGACAUCAAAGAAAAAUUGUCUUUGAACCAUGCGUUCUUUGCAAGGCAAACUGUAAGUGUUGUGGGUGUGAAAAAGACAUUCAAAAACGUGUGAAUGAAUAAUUGUCUUUAAUUUGUUAAUGUUAUUUACAGUUGAUUAAAGAAGAUUUGAGUAAUAUAAACAACUGUGAUAAGGUUGUGAGGCCACUGCAACAUGCCAUCACCUGCGAUGUAUGUGACCGUUGGCAGCAUCGAGUCUGCGAUACAGGUGUUGCAGAAACUGAUAGAAAUAAUGGAAGAGGCGCCGAAAGUCGAAGGUUUUGUGAUGGAUUUUGAAGCAGGUCUAUGGCAGGCCCUCCGCUCCGUUUUCCCGGGUACCCAGCUGAAGGGAUGCGCAUUUCAUUGGUGCCAGGCUGUUCUGCGCCACGUCCAGCACCUGGGGCUAAAGGCAACUUAUGAGCGGAGAGAGGGAGCCCACCAGCUCAUCAGGAAGCUGUUAGCCCUUCCAUUUCUUCCGGGACAACACAUAGAGCGCGCCUUCAUUAAGCUUAAAGACCGGGCAGAGGGGAGUUCGGACCAGAUGAAGGAACUCUUCACGUACGUUGAAGAUCAGUGGAUGGAGAGCUCCCUCUGGAGCACCACUGAGUGGUCUGUGUACCGACAGACGAUACGAACAAACAAUGACACCGAAGGAUGGCAUCGCCGGUUGAACUUUUCUGCCGGUCGGUCAACCCUGCAGUUUUACGUUUUGCUGAGUUUGCUGCUGAGGGAAUCCAAAAUGGUGAAUGUAACACAUCAACUGGUGUCGGAGGCAGCCCUUGGCCGUCAGCGUCGAGAGCGCUACAGAGACAUCGACGCCAGGAUCAUGGAUGAGUGGGACUCAUACGAUUCCCAUGAGGUCACCUGCGAAGAGUUCCUCAAAAAUGUUGGUGCCAUCUACGGCGGCCGAUAG
Mya arenaria is the source of this 965-nucleotide messenger RNA. RefSeq lists its product as uncharacterized. The transcript has 5 exons. Bases 228 to 965 code for a protein of 245 amino acids. The record is from RefSeq and is a predicted model, not a curated record. Lineage: Eukaryota; Metazoa; Mollusca; Bivalvia; Myida; Myidae.